AUGCGCGAGUUUGAGGAUCAAGAACACAACAUGGAUGAUAAAAAGGACCUGCAAUCGUUACUCUCACAGACUAAAUCAGGAAAACAAUUAUCCGAAUAUCAUAUGAAAUUGCUAAAAAAGCAAAAAAUCAGCACACCACAGGAAUUUGUGGACGCGCCAAAUCUGCACAAGCUUAUGGCUCUUGGAGUGGAUCAAGUUGAGCUAAUCAAACGAGAGCUGUUAUCUUUGUUAGUAAAGAGUGUUACGCUUAAAAAACUAUAUCAGACAAAUCCGUUAAGCUUCUCAACAGGCAUCGAAGAAGUGGACAAACUGCUAGACUACAUUGGACAGCCUUUGCGGCCAGGUCGAGUCUGGGAGCUUUAUGGUGAGACGGGCGUGGGCAAAACUGAAUUUCUGCACACACUGGCAGUAAAUUUUGUUGCCAAUUACCGAGACAGAUAUGAAGUUCUGUUUAUAGACACCAAGCGGGACUUUGACAGUGAGCGAGUUCACGAGAUUCUCCUGAAUCGGCAGCUGGACAACGAAGCUAUUUCGAGUUCUUUAAUUGCUAUUAAUGUAAUAGAAUCCACAUCUGCGGAGUCUUUAAUUGGAGCUCUAGAAACAAUGCUCGUGAAGCUAUCAACUUCUGAUGAUACUGUGUCCCGUAUUAAAUUGGUGCUUGUCGACUCCUUGGCUGCCAGUUUCAUUUUAUAUCGCAGCAGUUAUGAGCGUAAUAACGGACGCAGUUUUCUAACUAAACUGGCGAUGAUUGUAAGGACACUGGCUUCCCAACACGGCAUAGCUUUUAUACUCGGCAAUUUGUCGCUCUCCUCAAAUGAUGAAUUUGAUGACGAUGAGGAUAACGAUGCAUGCAUGACUCCAAGCAGUCCAGACAUACAAGAAGAUUUCACACUAUUGGGAGACUACUGGGACUCGGUUUGCACCCUUGCAUUGACCUUAGAAAUUCCAGAGGAGUCCAACAGCGACGGCAUACGUAUGCUAAAAGUAUUGAAUAACAGCUAUGGUGUCAGCGGGAACAGCUGCUUUCUACGUAUUACAGAUGCUGGUGUUAUCUAAUUAAACGGUCGUCGUUGUCCAGUGCCUUGAUGUUGCUGCUGGUAAGAUUUCAACACACGUUUGCCCGGCUCUAUAGCGUCACUCAGUCCUGGCCGUUUGCGUUUGUUGUUCGUAUUUGUGUGUGCCGUAAAUGUUGGAGUUGCUGUCUCCACAGUAGCUUCACUGCCAGUUGUGGCAUCCACGGAUAAAUCCGAAUCGUGUGCAUACUGGCAACUUGUGCCAAAGCGACAGCGUCCCUUCCUAAAAUUCCAGCAGAUUUUGCGCCCGUUCUUUUGCUUCAAAUGAUCAUCGUUAUUGACCAUUUUAACGUGACGCUCCAGUGAAGCCGUUUUGUGCAGUUCCGCUUCUAAGAAUGGAUUACUAAAAACAUCCCCAGUUCUUUUUGCUGCGGCAUUGUCAAGCGCAGCGCUUGCACUGGGCAACUUUGGAUGCUUUUGUGCUGGAGGCGGACUAUGAAAUCUUUUGUUAUUAACGUAUAUCAUAAAUAAAUAGUUAAUUUACCUUA
Messenger RNA from Drosophila innubila, 1561 nucleotides. RefSeq names its product DNA repair protein RAD51 (gene Rad51D). Gene Ontology annotation, cellular component: Rad51B-Rad51C-Rad51D-XRCC2 complex; centrosome; replication fork. The record is from RefSeq and is a predicted model, not a curated record. Gene Ontology annotation, biological process: double-strand break repair via homologous recombination; telomere maintenance; reciprocal meiotic recombination. The transcript is spliced from 3 exons. The coding region runs from base 1 to 1056 and encodes 351 amino acids. Lineage: Eukaryota; Metazoa; Arthropoda; Insecta; Diptera; Drosophilidae. Gene Ontology annotation, molecular function: ATP binding; single-stranded DNA binding; ATP-dependent DNA damage sensor activity.